CGCUUCACGGCUCUCGUCUGCCAGCUCUCUGUUCUCCUGCUUGUCGGCCUUCUUCUCCUCUGUAAUCCACUCCCAUUACCAUUCCCAUCUCAUCCACCAUGGCCGAUGAUGCGCAGCAUGAACACACCUUUGAGAGCGCCGACGCUGGCGCCUCAGCCACCUACCCGAUGCAGUGCUCUGCCCUGAGGAAGAACGGCUUCGUUGUCAUCAAGAACCGCCCUUGCAAGAUCGUCGAGAUGUCCACCUCCAAGACAGGCAAGCACGGCCACGCAAAAGUCCACCUGGUCGCCAUCGAUAUCUUCACCUCCAAGAAGCUCGAAGAUCUUUGCCCUUCCACCCACAACAUGGAAGUUCCCAAUGUGUCUCGCAAGGAAUAUCAAUUGCUGGACAUCACCGACGAUGGCUUCCUGUCCCUCAUGUCCGAUGACGGCUCUCUCAAGGACGACGUCAAAUUGCCUGAAGGUGAUAUUGGUGAGAAGAUCGUGAAGCUCUUCCGCACCGAGGAGAAGGACACCAACGUCGUUGUCUUGACUGCCAUGGGCGAGGAGGUUGCCAUGGAUGCCAAGGAAGCUCCCCGCUCUUAAGUCUAACUUCUAUGCAAAGUAGUUUAGUCUUGAAAUGUGUUUAUGCUCCGUUUCUUUCCCCCUCUCUUCCUUUGACGUGCUGAUGUGUUUGUCUAUUUUACUUAACUCCUUAGUGCAAAGGCGUGUUUGAGAUUUGAAACCCAGUCGCCGUUCCCCACCAACCCCUAACCCUGCCGAAUUUCUUUUUUGUCCUUUUUUUUUCAUUAUGUCCUGGGGGGAAAUAUGCGAACGACCAUGGGAAGCGGGAAAAGGAAGGAAGGAUAUAAAAGGAAAAUAGCAAAAAUAUAUAGCAGAGAGAAAAAACUGACUGAGACCUUUUCCUUAUGCUUCAUUGAGCAAAGGGAAAAGGGAAAAAAUAUCUUACAUCUUUCAGUUUUCAUCCGUUUUCAUCAUUCCCUCAUUUCCCCUUCCGCCCCCCGCCCCCCGGGCUACCUCCUUUUUCGUUUUCUUUUCCAGGACAGAAAUGCCAAUUUAAAAUAAAAGAUGGGACCGUGAUGAAGGGUUGGAUUAGUGUUUUGUUUUCCCUUUCUUUUUGAUUCAUCAUUUAAUCCUUCCUUUGACCUUCUGAUGAAAAACUUCAAUGGGUAAAGGAGGAAAAGAAGAAGCCGAGGAGAGGAGAGGAAGGAGAAAAAAGUAAAAAGAAAGCCUGCAUAAAAAUAAAUAAUACAAAAAAGAUAUCUAUAGCUAUAGCUAUUUUCUAGAAACGUUUGUGCUGCUUACUUGUUUUAAGUU
This is a messenger RNA of Histoplasma capsulatum G186AR, 1316 nucleotides long. Its product is annotated as eukaryotic translation initiation factor 5A-2. The transcript has 4 exons. The record is from RefSeq and is a predicted model, not a curated record. Gene Ontology annotation, biological process: positive regulation of translational elongation; positive regulation of translational termination. Lineage: Eukaryota; Fungi; Ascomycota; Eurotiomycetes; Onygenales; Ajellomycetaceae. Bases 99 to 584 code for a protein of 161 amino acids. Gene Ontology annotation, molecular function: translation elongation factor activity; RNA binding; ribosome binding.